This is a messenger RNA of Pelagomonas calceolata, 1165 nucleotides long. Lineage: Eukaryota; Pelagophyceae; Pelagomonadales; Pelagomonadaceae. The record is from the annotation of a GenBank genome assembly.
GCAGCCGGGACAGCUCCCUAGACGCAGCACACGGCUCGAGUCGAGGCUCGGCAGCGUUUCGGUCGAGUACCAGUAACCCAAGCUCUUCGCUCUGCAACCGGCGUGUUCAACCGCUGCGUUUAAUUUACAAACACAGCCACAAGCGCUUGCAAGGGCAAAUAACCACCAUGUUCAAAGCAAUUUUAACAGCGCUCGUGUACGGGUACACCAUCAUCAUCAUGCUGGGCAUGGGCGCGUCGAUAGACAUCGACGUGCCAGCGGAGAUCAAAAAGUCUCCGAAGGCGAUCCUGUGCGGUGUGGCCAGUCAGUACCUGUUCAUGCCACUAAUCACUUUUGGCUUGAUCUGCGCCUUCGACCUGGGCGACACGGAGGCGCUGAGUCUCAUGCUGUGCGGCAUGUCGCCGGGAGGUGUCACGUCCACGUUCUUCACGUACGUGUCGCGCGCCAACGUGACAUUAUCGUUGCUGAUGACGACGUGCAGCACCUUCCUGGCCCUGGGCAUGAUGCCGCUGCUCAUCUUCGUGUACGUGCGGCCCCCUUUAGUUGAUGACAACGCACCGAAGAUGAAUUACCUCGCGAUCGUCGUCACGCUGAUCGUGGCAACGACUCCGGCUGUUCUAGGCUGGCGGCUGCGCCGGACGCGGGAGGGCGCGGGCAAGGCGACGGAGACGUGGGCGACGCGCGUCGGCGCCGUCCUGUUGGUGGCCGCGUGCGUCCUGGCACUUCUCGGCGUGCCCUCGGCGAUCACGCCGUCGGCGUUCGCCGUCAUGGCACUCAUGUGCCCCGUGGGCUUCUUGUUAGGCUACGGCUUUGCCAAGGUCGUGAUCGGGGCGGAUGCGAAGACUGCUCGCACAGUGAGUAUGGAGACGGGGAUCCAGCAGGUUGGGAUUGCUGGUGCAAUUGCAAUUCAAACUUUUAAAGGACAAGCGUUAGAUAAGGCCAUCGCCACGAUCGCAGUCUUCGGGAUUUUCACGGUCGCGUUCGGCCUGCUCUGGAGCGGUAUUCUGCGCUUCGCGUGCGCCGCGCCGCCCGAGGACGAAAAAGCCCCGGAGAAGCCGCCCUUCGACGACCAGAGCCCGGUGGUUAUCACGGCAUAGCCACAUCGUGACUCAAACCCGACCCCAUUAUAUCUGCGUAAAGGUCGCCUGUGUGCACAUAAUAGACA